Neltuma alba is the source of this 379-nucleotide messenger RNA. RefSeq lists its product as uncharacterized. The transcript is spliced from 4 exons. Bases 1 to 345 code for a protein of 114 amino acids. Lineage: Eukaryota; Viridiplantae; Streptophyta; Magnoliopsida; Fabales; Fabaceae. The record is from RefSeq and is a predicted model, not a curated record.
AUGACCCUGGUCCUAGUUCAAAUUUGCCUAUAUCACGUUGGAGCAAUCAAAAAUUUUGAAAAGUGCAACAAUUUGAAUAAAGUUGAGCCACUUAUUGGUGUAGAAGAUUUGACUGAUGUUGUUCCUCCAAGUGUUGAGCCUUCAUUGGUGCCCAGCCCACAUAUAGUGGUUGAAAUUGGAAGUGAUGUUGUAUCCCCAUCUGCAACAGAAUUGGAGAGCGCUAUUCCAGAUUCUGAACCUGAGGAUUUUAAAGAUGAUGAAGAAGACAAGAAUGAAUCCCUUACUGUUGCAAUGAUAGCGGAAAUGGAAGCCAGCAUCUAUGGCUUACAGUUUCCAUCUUCCUAACUGUCAGUAUUGCUAUGUGUAAAGUAAUGCUACA